Molecule: messenger RNA, 1544 nt
Organism: Saprolegnia parasitica CBS 223.65
Lineage: Eukaryota; Oomycota; Saprolegniomycetes; Saprolegniales; Saprolegniaceae
Exons: 10
Coding region: 9-1544 (511 amino acids)
Biological process (GO): protein processing
Cellular component (GO): nucleus; membrane
Molecular function (GO): aspartic endopeptidase activity, intramembrane cleaving
Source: RefSeq, a predicted model, not a curated record
UUGCCAAGAUGCCCCAGUACGGUGACGUCGUAACGGGCCCACCCCGCGACGAGGACCGCGCGGCCUUGAUGGCCGAGGAUGGCCGCGUCAUCGCCGUGACCGUGCCACCGACGUACGGCGAGGUCGCGACGCCGACGCCGCCGGAAGAGCAGGCGCGCCAGCGCGCCGACGAAGAGGCUGCGACCCGCGAAGAGGCGGCUGGCGACCUCAUGCAUGGCGUCAACUCAUUCUGGGCCGUGCUCUGGCCCGUCUGUGUUACCAUGGUCAUCGCCAGCUUUGCCGUGGUCAACUUUCGAAGCGCCGCGCUGCAGGCGUCGAUGAGCACGUACCUCGUGUACAACGAAGUCCAAGGCGCCAAGACGAGCACGGUUGUCGGCCACUCGCUCGUCAACGCGCUGGUUGUCAUUGGCUUUGUGACCGUCCUCACCUUUUGCAUGGCGCUUCUCUACAAGUUCAACUGCAUGAAGCUGCUCGUGGGCUACAUCAUGUUUUCGUCGUCGGCAAUCCUCGGCUUUGAAGGCGGCCAGCUCGUCGACACCGUCUUCAACGACCGCUUCCACUGGCCGCUCGACUGGAUCUCGUUUCUUUUCAUCAUGGUCAACUUUGCCUUUGUGGGUGUCGCCGCCAUCUUUUACCAAAAGGGUAUCCCAAAGCUCGUGCAGAACGCCUACCUCGUGCUCGUAAGCGUCAUUCUCGCGUGGCAGUUUUCCAUGUGGCCCGAGUGGACGACGUGGAUCUUUUGCUUUAUGUUUGCCUGCUACGAUCUCUGCGCCGUCCUGACCCCGUGCGGGCCCCUCAAAGUGCUUAUUGGCCUCAUUGAGCAAAAGCAAGCGCCGAUGCCCGGGUUGCUCUACGAGGCUCAGAUCCGCGACGGCGUCGGCAACCGCCGCCAGCAGCAGCAUCAACAAGAAGAGCAGCAGCAACAGCAACAACAACAGCAGCAGCAGCGUCCGCAGCAGCCACCGGCGCCCGUCAAGUCGACGCCGGCGGCCCCGCGCCCCCGCGCCGCCCGCCGGACGCCAGCCUGCUGCCGAGCCGUCGACGGCGUCCCCUUCGAGCCGUACCCGUGCGAGACGGAGGCCGAGUUUGAGGCGCUUCUCGGGGCCUUUUACCAGCGCUACAGUCCCAACGACGUGUGGAAGGUCGAGCAGGUCGCGGCCAAGUUCUUCCUCAAGCAAGACCGCAUGUGGCCGUCCAUGUUCCACAAGUACCUCGUGUGCUCGUGCGGCACGGCCAGCACACCCUGCGACGUCCAAGUGGCCAUUGACAUGCGCAACGCGCGGCGCGAAGAGCGGGCGGCGGACGCCGAAGACGACAAUACGAUCAAGCUCGGGCUCGGCGACUUCAUCUUUUACUCGGUGCUCGUCGGGCGCGCGGCCAUGUACGACUUUUCCACGUUUGUCGUGUGCUUUCUUUGCAUCCUCAUGGGACUUGGCGGCACGCUCUUUCUCCUCUCCGUGCUGCACAAGGCGCUGCCGGCGCUCCCGAUCUCGAUCUUCCUCUCGAUUGCUUUUACUUUUGAUGGUGAAAUGCUCGACGACUAG